Messenger RNA from Aplysia californica (California sea hare), 4152 nucleotides. RefSeq names its product putative ATP-dependent RNA helicase DHX57. The record is from RefSeq and is a predicted model, not a curated record. Lineage: Eukaryota; Metazoa; Mollusca; Gastropoda; Aplysiida; Aplysiidae. Gene Ontology annotation, cellular component: intracellular anatomical structure. Gene Ontology annotation, molecular function: protein binding; ATP binding; metal ion binding.
UUAAGUCUAAUUAGAAUAAUUUGAAAAAAAAGCAAUCUGCAACUUCUUGGAUUUCAUUCACCAGUGAAAUCAAGACUCAGUCAACACGAUAUUAAUUGCUUGAUUUGCUGUUGGAUUUCUUUCUUUCUAUUCUCUUGUGCUGCUGAGUUUGCAGAGUGUAAUGGUCUAAACGAAGGACGAGUGUGAGGUGGCGAUGGAGAGGACGACUGUGAGAAAAGGUGGAAAGCCCAACCGUGGUGGGGGGCGUCACAACCGGAGAGGCGUUGGUGGGCGUGGCGGUGGGCGCGGCGGUGGACGCGGCAGAGGAGAUGGUGGGGGCCGAGGUCGGGGUGGCUGGUCGUCUUCUAGAAAGGGCGGUCUGGAUCUGGAUGACUCGGUGGAUGGCCCGGUGGUUGGUGGCUACUACGAUGAUGAUGACUGGGACGGCGGGUACAACUCACAGCCAAAGUCAGCCCGUGGAAGGUCAGCGGGUGGAAGGUCAGCGGGUGGAAGGUCAGCGGGUGGAAGGUCAACUGGUGGAAGGUCAACUGGUGGAAGGUCAAUGGGUUCAAGGUCGACAGGUGGAAGGUCGGCUGGUGCAGGAUCAGGCACUUCAAGGUCAAAUGACACUGGGUCAGCUGGAUCAAGCAGUGCUCGGGGUCGAGGGUCUCACUCAAAGGUCAAGGUUGAGAUGCAACAUUUGUACAUGAGCCCCGAGAACCAGGAGCUGGUGCGGGCGACGCUGCUUUCUUUACACGCCGGCAUGGAAGGGGACAACGACGAGGACAUAGAUGAAGAGUACAAUGAAGAAGCUGACUAUGACGAGCUAGACGUGCGUGCGGAGGACCAGUACUGGAUGACGGAGAGGCCCCUUGUGCUCGAGGAGGCUCGCAACUACGGGGGAACGGCCCUCGGCAGUCACGGAGCCGUUCCUGUCACACCCGAGAACAGUUUCGCUAUCAGCAAACUCCAGCGGUGUGGCUUCAGUCGUGAACUGUGUCAGGAGGCCCUGCAGGUGUGUGAUGAUGACACGGGCUCGGCCCUGGAGUACCUCCUCAACGACCUCUUCCUCCUCUCCGCUCCGCACGACUCUCCUUUCUCAGGGAGGAACAAAGAGGAGGAUGAGGUUUCGACAGCCUCCAAGAUGGCUGAAGCGGAAGAGGCGCGAGAGGAAGAGAAAAUGGCGCUAGAGGCUAUCUACGAGUCCUCCUUCCAGGAGCGCAUUCCCAACAGGGUAUGGAGCUUACAGUUGCAGCUACCCGAGCUGCUGCAGAUUUUGUGUGCCAGAGUCGACGCAGCCAGUGUGGGUCGUAGUUUAGCAGUCCUCAACCCGCCAAAAAGCCGCAAAGUGUGCCCGUUCUAUUUGAAAGGCUCGUGUAAGUUUAAGGAUCGCUGCAGAUUCUCGCACAGCCGGCAGGAUAGUAAGGCGGGUGAGCGUGGGGGCGGCCCAGCGGCGUCAUCCGACGACAGUUCCACUCAUCAGCACCCGAUCUACGACAACCUCCGGGUACUGGAGGAGGAGGAGAAGAGCCCGUUCAGCAUUGAGGUUCGAUUCCCCCCGGGGAACCUGUACCCCCAGGAACCCCCGGUGUUAGCCUUUUCCUCUCUGGUGCCCGAGCUCGCUGCUCACACACGGCUAAAUAUAGCGCAGUUUUUGAUGUCUGAGGCCCGCCAGGCCUCCCUGGAUCAUCUCCCUUGUGUGUUUACGUUGGUUAGUUCUCUCGAGGAUAAGGAGACUCUGGAACAGCUGUUGUGUUUACCACCCCCUGAAAUUAGCCGCCCGGUGAUCCCCGAACCCCCAGAGACUCCCCAAGUGGCGGAGAGCAAAAACUCUCCACGCUCCAAGUCGCAGAGCACGUCGAGUAACCACCACAGUCGUCAGUCUCCUCCACCCAGCCAGCCAGACUCUGUCAAUGCCGGUCACCGCUCUUCAGGAAAAAGCAGUGGUGGUGGUGACCAGCGGCAUUCUGGGAGUGGGGAGGCGGGACGGGCUCCGAAGCCAGUGCAGCCCGCCCCUCAGAGGAAAAGGGAGCGCAGUCCGGCAAGGCAUAACCCCAUGGGCAUGCAGAGACAGAACAAAGCUAUACAGGAGGAGUUCUUCAGAAAACAGGUGCGGUAAGAGCACACAGGUGCCGCAGUACCUCCUGGACACGGCCCUGGGGCAGGCUGAGUUCUCCGCCAACAUCGUGUGCACGCAGCCGCGGAGGAUCUCCGCCAUGGCCGUGGCUCAGAGGGUCGCUGAGGAGCGCUGCGAGAAACUGGGCAAGUCUGUGGGCUACCAGAUACGGCUGGAGAGUGUCAUGGUACCGGCUAGAAGACAAGUCCCCCUACGCCCGCCCCCUCAAACGCGCCAACGCCAACCCGCGCUACUCUGACCUGACCUCCGACUCCGACCUUCUCCAGGACCACUGGGGGUCAUCGCAGGGGUCACAGGGGUCACAGCCGGCCAGUGACCGAGUGCUGGACAUGAACCUCAGCCCUGCGCAGUGGAAACUGAGAUACCCUGAUUACCAGUCAGUGACCCUGAAGACUUUGUCUACCCUGGACAUGGACAAGAUAAACUACGACCUGCUGGUGGCACUGUUGGAGUACAUCGCGACAGGGAACCAUGAGUUCCCCCAGGAAGGAGCUAUCCUGGUGUUCCUCCCUGGCUUUGCAGAGAUCCAGACUCUGUACGACUUGCUGCUGGCGACCUCAGAGUUUGGUCUGCGGAACAAGGGCAGGUACAAAAUCAUUCCUCUCCACUCGACGCUGUCUUCAGAGGACCAGAACGCAGUCUUCCGCAAACCUAAAGAGGGUGUGACCAAGAUUGUGAUCGCCACCAACAUUGCUGAGACCUCCAUCACCAUCGAUGACGUCGUGUUUGUCGUUGACGCGGGCAGAAUGAAGGAGAAAAGGUACGACCAGGCCAAGAGCAUGGAAAGCCUGGAGACGGUGUGGGUGUCGCGGGCCAACGCCCUCCAGAGGCGCGGCCGAGCGGGCAGGGUCAAGGAGGGGGUCAGCUUCCACUUGUUCACCUCACACCACUACAACUUCUUCCUGAGGGAUCAGCCCAUUCCUGGACGUUUUGUCCCAGCUGGUGGAGAGUCCAAGUGAGGAGGCGGUGCAAGGGGCCCUGUCUCGUCUACGCGACCUGGGGGCUUUGGACAAACAGGAGGAUCUGACUCCUUUGGGCUACCAUCUGGGAUCUCUGCCUGUAGAUGUCAGGAUCGGUAAACUCAUGCUGUUUGGCGCCAUCUUCCGGUGUCUGGACUCUGCCCUGACUAUUGCAGCAACGCUCAGCUUCAAGUCUCCUUUUGUAUCCCCGUUUGGUUUGAAGCAAGAGUCGGAUGAAAAGAGGAAGGAGUUUGCCAUGGGUAACUCUGACUAUCUCACUAUGCUGAAUGCUUACAAGCGCUGGACAGAGGCCAAAGAGAGGGGGUCCCACCAGGCGUAUCUUUUCUGUCAGGAGAACUUUCUGUCCAUCAAGACCUUACAGAUGCUGAACAGCCUGAAGCAGCAGUACGUGGAGCUUCUCUCCUCCAUCGGUUUCGUCCGGUCUGGUCUGCGGCAGAGAGACGUGGAGAGGGCGGGGAGGGGGGGGUCUGAUGGGGUGGCUGAGAUCACUGGAUUGGAGUUCAACGUAAACUCUCAGAACUGGAAGCUGUUGUCGGGUAUUCUGGUGGCGGCGCUGUACCCCAACAUCGUGCAGGUUCUCACCCCGGACACACGCUACCACGCCAGUAGUGCUGGUGCUGUGAUGCGAGCCCCGAAUGCUGAUGAGUUGAAGUUCAAGACCAAGGCGGAUGGUUAUGUAUACCUCCGCGACAGUUCUAUGGUUUCUGUCUACCCGCUCCUUCUGUUCGGAGGGGACGGUGUGUCUGUAGAACUGUACCAGGGGAACUUCCUGCUGUCCGUGGACGAUGGCUGGAUCAAGUUCAUGGCCGCUUCCCCAGAGGUAGCGGAGCUGUUGCGAGAGUUGCGGCGAGAGAUGGACCAGCUACUGGAAGACAAAAUCUCCAACCCCGACACCGACCUCAGCACGUGCCCUCGGGGCAGUCAGAUCAUACACUGUAUUGUGUCGCUUAUCUCCAGUCAGUGACGUCACCGGUCGUUUGUCACUGAUGUCACGUGUCAUUUGUCAGUGAUGUCACACGUCAUUUGUCAGUGAUGUCACACGUCAUUUGUCAGUGA